Messenger RNA from Teleopsis dalmanni, 498 nucleotides. RefSeq lists its product as uncharacterized. NCBI's taxonomy places the organism in Eukaryota, Metazoa, Arthropoda, Insecta, Diptera, Diopsidae. The transcript has a single exon. The record is from RefSeq and is a predicted model, not a curated record. The coding region runs from base 1 to 498 and encodes 165 amino acids.
AUGAAACAAGCAGAACUCCCAAUAACAAACGAGAAUUUAACUGAAACACCUGCUACAACUAAGCAAAAAAGGGGAAGGCCGCGCAAACUGUGUGAAUCAUUUGCAGAAGAAUCAUCUAAAAAUAAAAAUGAAAUGAAUGUAGAAUACGAACACAUCGCAAAUCUGAUUGAAGAAACGGAUCCUAAAUCAGCAAAAGAAGCUUUGUCGAGUCCAGAAAGCGAAGAAUGGAAAAAUACCAUUUUGCAGAAAUAUUCAGCACUUGUGAAGAACAAUACUUGGAUCAUAGUGGACCGUCCAAAGAACAAAGAAACCAUCGAUACAAGAUGGUUCCUGCGGACAAAGCGAGAUGCCGAUGGUACAAUAAACAAACGUAAAGCAAGACUAGUAGCGAAAGGUUUUACUCAGAUAUUCGGCACAAAUUACAACAAAACUUUCGCACCAGUGGCACGCAUGAGUUCCGUACGAAUGUUUGUAGCAUUAUCUGUCAACUUGGGAUGA